AUGGGAUGUGGGCAUGCAUUUAUUUUGCGGCUGUAUGCUUGUUCUUUUUUUUUUUUUUUUUUUUCAAACCAAACCAAAGCAAUUCAAGGCGUCUUUUCUUUGAAGUUCAUAUUGCGGUUGUGUGCACUUUACAAAUAUACAUACGACUUUUUUUUUUUUUUGCUUGCGGUGUUAUUUCCAGUUUCAUUUUUCUUUUUUUUUUUCUUUUUUUCUUUUUUCUAUGUCAGCCUCAUACUCUGGCUGGGCCAGCGUGUGCGAUAUCACUUUGCACCAUCCGGAGUGCGGGAGAGGAUGGAAGGAAACUUCCUUCGGCCUGCAACAGGGAUGCAACAGGCAAAAACAGUAGAGGAUGAAACCAACCAACCGUUGUCGAAGGGUGUGGAAUUGAUGACUUACGACUCUUAUGACUUUGGCAUGCUUGCCAUCGAUGUUGUUCUUGGGGAUGGAACACGAUGUAUGCUGGAUUUUUCUGAGAGCCUUUACCUUGGUCGCCUGCUGUCAAUGAGACCUCCCGUGGUCUUUUCAUUUGGCUCAGCGACGGCAAUGCGGGAACUAGAGAAAAUUGUCGCGCUUCUCCAUGGCACUCGACACACGGGGUCAAGUUAUGCCACAGAUGAAUGCGACAGUGGAUUAAAAAACGCAACGAUGAGGAGCCAUGGGAUGGCCGACGCGGCAGCUGGCAUGGGGAUGUCAGCCUCUGCCGCACCUCCUGUAGAGCUAUCAGCCAGUGACAGGAUUGCUGUUGUGCGUGCCCACGUACGUCAGAUGUCGGAAAAUCGGAGGCUUUUUAUGGAUGUGCUUGAGCUUGCGACACGACUGGAGAUGGAAGAGACAUUUCCACUUCUUUGUGAAGAAUUUAGUUUUAUUUUUGAGAAUGAGGUGCGAGGUAAAUUCACCAAAAGCCUUUUUUUGUUACAAGAGCUGGGAGGUUCUGGGCAGAUGGCAAUCAAGACAUUUCGGAAGAUUGUCAUGCGGGCGUUUGCACUGGAUGGUGGUGUUUCUCCAGUUCCGGCCACACGGGAUGAACAACGUCAACCGAGGCCCUCCAAUUGCGAUGAGGUGGCUCAUCAUUGGUUGAAGCAGUUGAGGGAAGACCAUUACUUUUUUCCCGGGGGGCAGCUGAUAGGCGACCUGACACAGUCUGUAGACCCGGAGGCUUCUGUGUGGCGUGAUGAGACACCUUUUGGAGAUGAAUUUACCCCCAGCUUUCAGCGAUAUCCGUUUCAUAGUCCGGUGUGGGAGCCGGGGGAUACAGCAAAGACGUGUCCUGUCUGCGGCAUGAUCUUUGCAUCAUGGUCAACGUUAUCACUCAAUACGGUUCGACCGAGUCAUUGUCGAUGCUGUGGCAGGCGCAUCUGUGCACGAUGCACCUCAUGGCAGCUGGAUAAGUCUAUAGCAAAGCUGAACAAGCCUGGAGUGCCGGAGGAGGGUCAGCUUCGACGUGCCUGUAAAGAAUGCUUUGACAAGGCGGAAAAGCUGAAUAAGCAUGCGUUUUUGUGUGAGAUAUUUGUCCUUGCGGGCCUAACUUUGACAGAAAUAGCUCUCCUACGUUCUAUUAAUCCACAUUGGAAAGGAGCAUCAGAGCUGUGCCUUAGCGACUAUAGAUCUUCGCUCUACCACACGCCUC
Molecule: messenger RNA, 1627 nt
Organism: Trypanosoma cruzi
Lineage: Eukaryota; Euglenozoa; Kinetoplastea; Trypanosomatida; Trypanosomatidae
Product: phosphatidylinositol 3-kinase catalytic subunit, putative
Exons: 1
Molecular function (GO): metal ion binding
Source: RefSeq, a predicted model, not a curated record